AUGGUCGCCAUCCUGAAGGUGUUCUUCUCACGGCGUCUUCCUCGCCACAGCUCCAGCUUCUCCUGGAGGAAAGGAGCCCUCCUGCUGCUCGUCCUCCUCUUUUUGGAGCCAACGUCAGCGUCCUUGUUCUUCAAAUCCAAAAUGAAGCCAGGGAAGUGUCCCAAAGAGAAGGAGAAGUGUCUUUCUUUGAAUUAUACCUGCCAAACUGACUUCGACUGUUCCCACUACCUGAAGUGCUGCAGUUUCAACUGUGUGAAGACAUGCUUGGACCCGUACAAAGAUCCCUGCAUGCUGACGAUGAGGCGAGGAGUAUGCAAGGGUUCACAAUCGCGCUGGUAUUACAACAGUAAACAAAAGGCGUGCAAGCCCUUCCUCUAUACCGGAUGCGAUGGGAAUGCCAACAACUUCCUUUCCAAGACAGAGUGUAAGAAGAACUGCAGAGAAAACAAAAAGCAGAGAGCGUGCCCCACCUUCCCUAUUGCGAACCGCAUGGAAUGUCCGGAUGGAUGUAAGAGUGACCUUGACUGCUCUGAUUCAGAGAAAUGCUGUGAAUCCACAUGUGGCUUUAUUUGUUCCGUUUCUGUGGAAGGUGAGGAGUGA
This is a messenger RNA of Echinops telfairi (small Madagascar hedgehog), 600 nucleotides long. It is a transcript of the gene WFDC8, whose product is annotated as WAP four-disulfide core domain 8. The transcript is spliced from 5 exons. The record is from RefSeq and is a predicted model, not a curated record. Gene Ontology annotation, cellular component: extracellular region. Lineage: Eukaryota; Metazoa; Chordata; Mammalia; Afrosoricida; Tenrecidae. Gene Ontology annotation, molecular function: serine-type endopeptidase inhibitor activity. Bases 1 to 600 code for a protein of 199 amino acids.